AUGAAUUCAUUUGCUGCUUGUAUGCUCCCAAUUCUUCUGUUGUUUUCCUUGAAUAUUGUUCGAGGAGAAGUGCGAUUUAAUUCCAGGUGUGUAGAUGUGUCAAUGACAUGCAAAUACCAUGAGAAAUUUUGUUCUAAACCAACAUAUGCUGGUCUUAUGUUCAGCAUAUGUAGAUUUACUUGUGAUUGGUGUCAAAAGUCACUGAACGAUGUCACAUAUUCGAAUCGUAGACGCUUCGCAGAAGUACCAGAUGACAUUCGAGAGUGGCUCACAGUCAACCCUUCUUCUCCGAGAGAUGUCGAAGGGAGCACUGGUAUUGUCCCUAGCUGCGUGGAUACUUCCAGAUCAUGUUCAUUAACUGUAUCCCUAUGUGAAUCAGCCAGCUAUCAGAGUAUUAUGGCGAAGAAGUGUAAAAAAACUUGUGGUCUUUGUGAAUAA
Molecule: messenger RNA, 438 nt
Organism: Caenorhabditis briggsae
Lineage: Eukaryota; Metazoa; Nematoda; Chromadorea; Rhabditida; Rhabditidae
Exons: 3
Coding region: 1-438 (145 amino acids)
Source: RefSeq, a predicted model, not a curated record